This is a messenger RNA of Sinocyclocheilus grahami, 5365 nucleotides long. RefSeq names its product plexin-C1. The record is from RefSeq and is a predicted model, not a curated record. Gene Ontology annotation, biological process: regulation of cell migration; semaphorin-plexin signaling pathway; regulation of cell shape. The transcript has 31 exons. Bases 65 to 4525 code for a protein of 1486 amino acids. Gene Ontology annotation, cellular component: semaphorin receptor complex; plasma membrane. Lineage: Eukaryota; Metazoa; Chordata; Actinopteri; Cypriniformes; Cyprinidae. Gene Ontology annotation, molecular function: semaphorin receptor activity; protein binding.
GUCUGAGAGCAGUUGAUCUCUGUGACAAGAUCUCUGAACUUCAGCUGCUCAUCAGAUAUGCAAGAUGAGAAGAUUACUUGGAAUACUUGUACUUUUGAAAUAUUGCAUUUGCGGUGAUGUGGUGAACUUUGAUUCAGACAUCAAGGACUUUGUAGUUGGUAAAGGUAAGUUAUUUGUUCUUACUGACCAUCGACUACAUCAGAUGAGCCACGAUCUUUCUGAGGAGAAGAGGAAAAUAAUCACUGAUGCCACUGAACACAACAGAGUCAACAUUCUGGUGCCUUUUGACGCCAACAGCACCCUGAUAACGUGCGGGACUUUAAAAGAUGGAUAUUGUGAAGUUCUUGAUAUAAAUGACAUUACAAACAGCAUUUACUAUGAAAGCAAUAUAUUGGCAGGACCGCGACAGGAUGAGAAAUCUGUUGCCUUCAUAGCCGGUACAGGUAGCAGUAGGUACCUUUUGGUUGGGAAAAAAUACGACGAUGCAAAUGCUCAAGCUACCAGGUUUUCUGUUGUUACCUUGUGGAACACUUUACAGUCUCAAGCAGGUGGGAUUUUCUCAAAAAUAGCAGAAGGAUCAGAUGCCAUCAUUCAGAGCACAGUGAGAGAUGUGGAGUUUGUUGGCGGAUUCCAGAGAGUUUCGCCCUCAGAAUCCUACUUAUUUCUCAACGCAAAGUCUGGCUCAGAGAGGAAAGUGCUCGUCCUGUGGAUGAACAGCUCUAAAGGAAAAAAGAGAGACAUCAUCAAAUCCCUACAGGCUGCAACGAUACGAUGCUGCAGUGAUAAAGCUCGUCCAGUGCUCGUCGCCUGCACUGUUAUUCCCUCAGUGAACAGCGUUAUUUGGGCAGGUGUGUUCAGUGCGCAGAAUCAGCAGGAUCCGGAGAACAGCGCGCUGGCUCUGUACGACAUCAGCAGCAUUCAAGGCCGAGUGAAGGGCUUCUGCGCUUCUGGUGAAAACCCAUGUGGUUCUGAGAGUGAUACUGAACUUCAGCCGCUCUCUGUGGUGUUCAAGCACAGCUCAAUGUCAGCAGUGGCAGCAGUUAGAAGUGGAUCCUGGAUUGUGCUGUUCAUAGGAACCAGUGAUGGUCAACUCAUAAAGCUUGUGCUGGAUGAGAAAUUCACUCCAGGAUGUCCAAUAGUGCUAUUUAAAUCUGAUGAUGAACGAGCAGUGCUUCCCAGAAUGCACUUUGAUCCAGUAGAUUUCAAACAUAUCUACAUCGCUCUGAGGAAACAGUUAAGAAGAGAGUCCGUUGUUCAGUGUGCUAAAUACAGCACUCUGAUAGACUGCAGAGCUGCUCUGGAUCCUCUCUGCGGCUGGUGUGUGAACACACACAGAUGUUCUACUCAAGAUGAGUGCUCGAAUACUUCAUGGGUGUCCAUCCCAAAAAACUCUCUCCAGACGCGGCUGUUUUCUUUUCAGAUGGCAGAGAAUUCUUCUAGAAAGAUUACUCUACAUCUUUCCUUGAGUCUGGAGAGCACAGGAAAUCCUGCCUUCUCAUGUACUUUCACUAAAGGAAGUGUAAACCUGUGUAAUGGGUCUGAUCCGCCUGCAGUUUUCCCAAAUUGCUCCUGUAGUUUUUCUGACCAGCUACAAUAUACUGGAGGUUUAAGAGUCUCUGCUACUGUUACUAUUGAAGAUCAGAAGAUCACAGAGAUGCUGACACUGACAAACUGCUCCACUAUCACUGAAAAUUCACCAAAUGUUUCUUAUACACGGUGUGUGCAGUGUGUCUCAGCUGGGUGUCACUGGCCCUCUUCCUCCAAACGUUGUGAAUGGACAGAUGGAAGUGGGCUGCAGUUACACAUACAGGAUGCAUGUAAAUAUCUACUGUCUGAGAUGGUCUACAAUAAGCCGGAGAUUCUGUCUCUGGAGCCGAACAAAGUUUCUUUCCAUGGCAGAAACAAUGUUUUACUAAGAGGAAGGAACCUGGAAUCUGUCACUAAAAUCCGUAUUCAAGGGUAUCUGGACUGCAUUCCUAAAGAAUCUCCAGUGUUUGAUCGCUCCAGUGACACUCUAAGGUUCCACAUUCCUCCCAGUGAAACUAAAGGAACAGUGAAAGUGUGUGUUGUUACUCCUGACGACCGUUGUCAUGGUAACAGCAUCAUCACUUACAGUUCUCAGCCCAGCUGCACUGGAAUACAGCCCACGGUCAGCUGGAGCAGUGGUGGAAGGAAGAUUCAUGUUCAGGGGAGCAAUAUGGAAUUUGUGGAAUCAGUUACUGUCUUGCCCUCUAAUGAAGUGCGGAAAACACAAUACAACACAAGCUCAGAGGAUGUGUGGUUUGAGUCCCCCCACUCUGAUGGCAGUGAUCAGUUUAGCUUGUUGUUGAAUGUUGGGAACUCCACUGUGGACUGUGUGUAUUAUUUCUCCUUCAAGCCUGAUCCAGAAUUCACUGGAUUCACCACCGUACAGGUGGCCUAUGAUCUACAGGUGAACAUUAAGAAAAAGGCAGAUAUGUUGAAUUUGAGUAUGAGUGAGGUGACUGUGACGGGUCUACAGGGAGAUCAGGAGUAUCCGUGUGUUUUGGAGAAGAUUGAGUCCAAUGCCGUCAUCUGUAAGAUUAAAGGAGAAUCAGGAGUGGACUCACUCACUAUAAAAAUUGGUUUUUUUUCUAAAAACCUUGAGUCUCAAAGUGGUAUAAUAUAUUUACCCAUCUUUGCCGCAUUGAUUCUGCUUAUAAUUCUGGGUGCUGUUGUUGGAGUCAUUGUUCACCGUAAGAGCCAGAGACAAAUGAAUGAGAGAAUGAACAAGCAACUGGAAAUGCUGGAAAGCAACAUCAGAAGGGAUAUACGCCAAGGCUUUGUUGACUUGCAAACAGAAAAAUCUGAUUUAAUCGAUAAUGUUGGAGCCAUACCUUUCUUGGACUACAAGCACUUUGCCUCAAAAAUCUUCUUUCCUGAGGCUGGCCCUCUGGCACCAGUCAUGAUCAGAGACAUUGGGCAGGACUCUGAGCAGACAACUGUUGAUGAGAAAUGUCAGGCUUUUGCUGUACUGAUCAGAGAUAAGCAGUUUCUCAGCUGUUUUGUGCAUGCAUUAGAAGAACAGAAAAACUUCAGCAUAAAAGACAAAUGUACAGUGGCUUCUCUGUUGACUCUGGCCCUCCAUGGAGACCUGCUUUAUCUCACAGAGGUAAUGGAGGACCUUCUGCAGAGUCUGAUGGACCAGUCCAGCAAUGCAAAUCCCAAACUUCUCCUGCGCCGCACAGAGUCCAUAGUGGAGAAGCUUCUUACCAACUGGAUGUCCAUCUGUCUGUACGGCUUCCUCAGGGAAUCAGUAGGACAGCCUCUCUUCCUGUUGGUGUCAGCUCUGACUCAGCAAAUCUCUAAAGGGCCGGUGGAUUCGGUGACAGAGAAAGCUCUGUACACUCUUAGCGAGGACUGGCUUCUCUGCCAAGCCCAGGACUUUGAGGCCUUGAAACUGAAGGUGGUGUUUGCUGUGGGGACUGGAGGAGAGGUCAGUGAACCCUUAGAGGUCAACGCACUGACAUGUGACACAAUACAACAGGUCAAGGAGAAAAUCUUACAGACCUUUCAGCGCAAAUUUGGAUUCCCCUUCCAGCAGAUCAGGGAUAUAGAAAUCGAAUAUGAAAAGGAAGGAAAGUUUGUCAUGCUACAGGAAGUCGAUGAAACCUCAGAGAUUCGGGGACAUGUUACCAUGUUGAACACUCUAAAACAUUAUCAGGUUGGAGAUGAAGCAUGCAUUAAAGUUAUCACAACAAAAGUACAUGCACCAUUGAGAUCUCAGAGCAGUGUAAAGGAUGAUGAGAACUUCGCUGUCAAGUACUUCCAUCUGGUUGAUCCAGAUAUUGACACAGACCUGAGCAAACAUCCAGAGAAAAAAGCACUAAAAUUCAAAGAGAUGUACCUCACCAAGCUGCUCUCCACCAAGGUGGCAGUCCAUUCUUUUGUGGAGAAUCUGUUUAGAAGUAUCUGGGGAUUGCCUAACAGCAAGGCCCCAUUGGCUGUCAAGUACUUUUUCGACUUCCUGGAUGCACAAGCAGAGAGAAAAAAAAUCUCAGAUCCAGAUGUUCUUCACAUCUGGAAAACAAACAGCCUUCCACUUCGUUUCUGGGUGAACAUCCUGAAGAACCCUGACUUUGUGUUCAGUGACCUGGAGAAGACGCCUCACCUGGACGGCUGUCUGUCCGUCAUCGCUCAGGCCUUUAUGGACUCCUUCUCCCUAGCUGAGCAACACCUGGACAAGCAUUCACCAACCAAUAAGCUACUCUACGCCAAAGACAUCCCUCAGUACAAACAGGAAGUGAAGUCGUACUACAAGUUAGUAAAGGACCAGACUUCUAUUAGCAGCCAAGAGUUUAAAAUAUUUCUUCAAGAGGAGUCAAAGAAACAUCAAAAUGAGUUCAAUGAAUCUGCGGCUCUGCGUGAACUCUGCAAAUACAUGCUCCUCUACUUCAGUGAGGUUUCUCAGAAGCUGGAACAGACAGAUGCCCCCGCUAGGCUGAAAGAGGACAUGCAAAAUGUGAAGGAGCUUUUUGAAAGCAUGAAACGAAGUGGUUGGUGUUGAAAUUCCUGGUCUUGUUAUUCAAAAGGGUAUUCACACUGCAUUUGGAUUAUUUUAAGCUGGUCAUUAAACUAGACACAUCUCCCUCAUAAUAACUGUCAUAAUCAUCAGCCAUAUAUUAGAGAAGAUUCACUUCUGUUUGUUGGAUACUGUAGAGACCAAGUGAAUGUAAUGUAUAUUGAUGAAUUUUCGAGUUUGAGAGGCGCUCAUUGUUGAGCUUAUAUUGGACUAACACUGAGCUGCCUAUACAGUGCAUCUCAAACCCAUGACUUUGCUAUGCACUGCAAUGCAAAACUUGAUUCAUAUGGUUUAAUUUGAUUUCUAAUCAUAUAUUAUUUUACUACAGUUUCCCUGUAAUGCAUUAAUCUGCCAGGCCAAGCAUUGUAUGUUUCUCCUUUUUGAAAUCUUUUGAAAAUGGACUAAAUGAAUUAUUUUUGUAAUUUGCAUAGUUAUUCAACUGUCCUCGUCUGCACUAUACUAAUAUAAUGUGUCUAGUUUUAUGUAAAGAGGAGUCUGUGUUACUAACACUUAGUAACACAAACUCCUCUUCACAUAAAACUAGACACAUUAUAUUAGUAUAUAAUGUAUUAGUUCCUUUGUCGCCCUCUAUUGGUUAUGAUAGUUAUUACUUAUAAUAUGAUAGCUUGCAUUAAACGAUUUCUAGACCAGUUAGAGACAGUAAGGCCUUUUUUUUAGGACUGUAAAGAUGUAUUAAUUAAUGACAUUAUCCAUAAGGACUAACAUUCAGAACGAUAUAACCAAACAAAAAAUGAUGGGUGAAAUUGCCAGUAUAUUUUUAAAUGUUAAGGGAAAUAAUUGAAGGUAUUUAGAAAGAGUAUAAUU